Molecule: messenger RNA, 5296 nt
Organism: Nothobranchius furzeri (turquoise killifish)
Lineage: Eukaryota; Metazoa; Chordata; Actinopteri; Cyprinodontiformes; Nothobranchiidae
Source: RefSeq, a predicted model, not a curated record
AAUGCCUGUAUUUAUAUAGUGGCUUCUAGGGUUCUACAACCUCCCAAGGUACUUUACAACUAAUCAGUCACCCAACGACUCACACACAUUCACACGAGCAGGAACGUGAUAAUUAUUUAUAACGUUUACACUGAAAUACACUUCAUACAGGCUGGAAAAAACCUUUUCAAGGCCCAAAUAAAUCUGAAGUCCAACUGGUUAUGAUUAGAAAUUUUCAGAGAAUUUAGGAAGUUCACCAUUUGAUAAUUUGCUUUGUUUUUAUUAACAGGCAUCAUGAUUCCUGUGAUGGAAUUUCGUCAGUUCUCUGAACAGCAGCCAGCGUUCAGAGUUCUGAAGCCGUGGUGGGACGUGUUCUCUGAAUACCUGUCUGUGGUUAUGCUCAUGAUCGGGGUCUUUGGAUGCACUCUGCAGGUCAUGCAGGAUAAAAUCAUAUGCCUUCCACUGAGAAUGUCAUCUGUUUCACAGAACAUCAGUGAAGUGGGAAUGAAGUCACUGUUUCAUUUGCAGCCCAACACAUCAGCUGUGCCAGAAGAAAUGACAGGCCGGAAAACCUAUCUGGAUUUGCAACAAUACAGUUUUAUCAAUCAGAUGUGUUAUGAAAAAGCUCUCCAUUGGUACGCCAAGUACUUCCCCUAUUUGGUUCUCAUACACACUCUAGUUUUCAUGGUAUGCAGCAACUUCUGGUUCAAAUUCCCUGGCUCAAGUUCCAAAAUAGAGCAUUUUAUCUCAAUGCUUAGCAAGUGUUUUGACUCUCCCUGGACCACUCGCGCUUUGUCCGAAGUGUCAGGAGAAAACCCAGAAGAAAAGGACCAUAAAAAGAGCAGUACAUCUAGGUCCAGUACUGGUGUGUCUCCUGAAGAAGGAACUCUUCAGAAAGCGCCGUCUCUCCAUUCUAUCCCAGAAAGGCUUGUAGUGGAACAGCCAACUGCCAGUGUCCUCGAUAAAAAAGAAGGCGAACAAGCUAAAGCUCUUUUUGAAAAGGUGAAGAAGUUCCGACUACACGUUGAAGAAGGAGAUAUCCUCUACCUUAUGUAUGUUCGUCAGACUGUUUUCAAGGUGAUCAAAUUUCUUGUGAUCAUUGCUUAUAAUAGCUCUCUGGUGAACAAAGUGAGGAACAGAGUGCGUUGUGAAGUUGAGGUCCAGGAAAUGACGGGUUAUAAAGAGUUUCUGUGCAAUCACACCAUGGCUCACCUGUUUUCUAAGCUGUCUUACUGUUACCUGUGUCUGGUUGCGGUCUAUGGAUUAACGAGCCUCUAUACCUCCUACUGGCUGUUUUACCGUUCACUGAAAGAAUAUUCCUUUGAGUAUGUGCGUCAGGAAACCGGAAUCAGUGACAUCCCAGAUGUCAAAAAUGACUUUGCUUUCAUGUUGCACAUGAUUGAUCAGUACGACCCACUCUAUUCAAAACGAUUUGCUGUUUUUCUCUCUGAGGUCAGUGAGAACAAACUGAAGCAACUUAAUCUCAACCAUGAGUGGACUGCAGACAAACUACGUCAGCGACUUCAGACAAAUGCAAAUAACCGACUCGAACUUCAGCUGUUCAUGCUCCCUGGUUUACCAGACACUGUCUUUGAGUUGACUGAGCUACAGUCAUUAAAACUUGAAAUCAUUAACAAUGUCACGAUCCCAGCCUCAAUUUCUCAACUGGAAGACCUCCAGGAGCUUUCGCUUUUCCAGUGUGCUUUGAAGCUACAUACAACUGCUACUUCCUUCCUUAAGGAGAAUUUGAAAGUGCUUCGCGUGAAGUUUGAUGACAACAGGGAACUUCCCAACUGGAUGUAUGGUCUACGCAACCUAGAAGAACUGUAUCUCACUGGGUCACUCAGUCCUGAUGCUUCAAAAAAUAUAGUUCUUGAGUCGCUGCGUGAGUUGAAAGGCCUGAAAAUUCUCUACCUUAAGAGCAAUUUGACUAAGAUCCCGCAGUCAAUCGUAGAUGUGGCCAGCCAUCUUCAGCGGCUGUUUUUACACAAUGACGGCACUAAACUAGUAAUGCUUAACAACCUGAAAAAGAUGACCAAUCUGAUAGAGUUGGAGCUAGUGCAUUGCAAUCUGGAACGCAUUCCACAUGCAAUCUUCAGCCUGACAAGUCUGCAAGAGCUCGACCUGAAAGAAAAUAACCUUCGCUCUAUUGAGGAGAUUGUCAGCUUCCAGCAUCUUCGAAAGCUCACUUGUCUUAAACUUUGGCACAAUAGUAUCAUGUAUAUCCCAGAGCAUAUCAAAAAGCUCAGCAGCCUGGAACGCCUCUACUUCAGCCACAACAAGAUCGAGAUAUUGCCCUCACACCUGUUCUUGUGCACCAAGCUGCGCCAUCUUGAUCUGUCCAACAAUGAUAUCCGAUUCAUCCCUCCAGAAAUUGGGGUCCUUCAAAAUCUGCAGUAUUUCUCGGUCACAUGUAACAAAAUUGAAAUCCUACCAGAUGAACUGUUCUUCUGCAAAAAGCUCAAAACCUUAAAGCUGAGCAAGAACUCGCUGUCCAUACUUUCUCCAAAAAUAUCUAACCUUGCUCUGCUGACUCACCUGGAGCUCAAAGGCAACCAUUUUGAAUUCUUGCCGCAGGAGCUUGGUAAUUGUCGUGCUCUGAAGCGCAGUGGCCUUAGUGUGGAGGAGGUGCUGUUUGAAACUCUUCCUUCAGAUGUCAGGGACGAAAUGAAGGCCGAGUGAGAUGCCUUACUGUUGCCACCGUGCCUGCUGUAUUCGCUAAAUCAACUCCGAGCAUUCUUUUUUAAGUCAUCAUUUUAAAAUUGAGGUAUUGCACUAUUUUCAAUGUUUUAAAUGGGGCAUAUUAUGGUUUCUUGUUUGUUAUAAUAGUCCUAUGGUCCGUAAAAACAUGUUCAUGAAGUCUUUUGUAAAAAAAAAAAAAACUGGCCUCAGAUUAAGCAAUUUCCUUAUUGUGACAUCACAAUAAGCAACUUUAUAAAACUGCUAGCUUUAGACAUAACAUUUCUGAAACCAAACACUAUCAAAAAUGGCUGGUAAUUCACAUUUGGAGUGUUCAUAGAGGCAGUAGAGGCCCACAUGGCAGCAAAGAACAUACAAAACAUGAGAUUUGCAUAAUAUGUCCUCUUUAAUCUUGUCGUUGAUGGGUAUUUUUAUUUUUUUCAGUUGUAUAAAUGUAAAAAAAAUGCUAUUCCAUAUUCCUCCAAAUAUAUAUUGGAGUAAUUAUUUCAAUCAGAUACUUCUCCCCAAUCGAAACAACAGUUGGUGUUGUAUUUCAUAAAAUUAAAAUGCCAGAUUUAGGCCCAUUCAUAUUUCCCUUUACUUACAUAAAUGGCUGUGUUUGUUUCAAAUUCUGUGAAUGUCACCACCUCUUUUAGAGGGUAGGGUACACCCAAGUUUCUUUGUUUUGAGCACGGGGUUCAGGGGCCACAAAGAGGGGGCCCGCGGGCCGCCUAUUGAGGACCACUGAACUAGACUAAUAAGGCUUUUCAACAGUGAUCAAUACAACACCAAGUGGUAUUAUUUGGGGGAGAAGUUACUCAUUGAAAAGAGAACAUUGCCAAAUUUUGGGAGUACUAUAUAUCAUCAUUGAUAGUGUGGCCGCUAAGGAACAUAUCCAGCCACAAGUCCUUCAUAAAAGAAUAGCAUUUCUAGCUGUACUCAUUUUCCUCCUUAGUAACUCAUUCCAAGUAUUUUCUCUGUACAGUGAACAUUAUUCAAUUAUCACUGAAAGGGCUUGCAAAACACGUGUCAGGCUAACCGUGUUGGCCUUAAUUUCUUAUAUUGCAAAGUGAUAUUUAAAGUGUCUUUAACCAGUUUUUUUGUUUAUUUGUUUGUUUUAUAUUAAAUAUAUAUAUAUAUAUAUAUAUAUAUAUAUAUAUAUAUAUAUAUAUAUAUAUAUACACACUGUUUCUUUUGAUCGUAUUUACUGUCAUUGCUACAUCAAUUCAUUUUGGUCAUCAAAUGUACAUCUAACCCAAAGGCCUCACUAAGUGUUGGCUGGUUGCCUUGUUAUGUAUUAUAUAUGCAUAUAAACCAACCCUAUUUACAGACAUGUUGAGAGGUUUUCUAAAUUAUAUAUUUUUUUAAACACACAAAAAUCUUUAAUUUUUUUUAGGUGAGGAAUUUAUUUUCAGUACUUUCUAAGUUUGUUGUAUGAGACAGAAUAAUCUAAAAUAAUGACAAAAACACCUUGUCCUUUUUGAACAUUCUGGAACUGCUAACAUUAGUUAUUACAUUUUCAGAGAAGGAAAUUGUUUUCAUUCUUGAUCACAACAAGAUUUAAUGUGUCCGAGUUCUAAAGCAUUUAUUUUUUUUCUAUAGAAUGCUUCAUACAUAACAUACUUCAUAACAGGGUAGCAAUCUUGACACCACGCGAGCAGCUCUGGAAAAAUCUUUUUUGUUUCUUUGCGGACAUGUAGGGAAUUAUGGAAUAAGAACUACAGUAUUGUACUGCCACCACAGACCUUCCAGUAAAAGAUGCCUUUAUCUGAGCUUUGUGUUUCUCAAUUAUGUUACCAGACACCAUGGAAUCAAUGGUGCCAUCACAGCUGUGCAAGUCUUCAGGCUAUCACUCAUUUUGCCCUUUUGACAAAAACAUGGAUGAUCUCACUCAUUUUUGGCACAAAUAAUCCAGUGCCUAUUAAUCCCAGAGGAAAAUUGCACCCAUCCUAUUAGAGAACAUGUACACAGCUCUCCCUGUUUGAGAUUAGCUCAAACCAACUGAGCCCUACAGAGUUCCCAUCACUUUCUGCAUACAUAAUAAUUGUAGUGAUCCGUCCGUCCUUGCGAGCCUGCUGGAGAGCCCUCGCAGAGAUGGAUAAUGGCGUUGCGUGUCUCUGUACUGACGCAGAAUCAUAAACUAGGCUUAAGAAGCAUGUUGCUUUUCAUGCUAGAGGUUUCGUGUAUGAUCAUGUCAAGAAGUGAGGGCAUUAUAACUUUGUCAAUUUUUUAAAAUGACUAUAUAUAUUGUAAGAUUUCAUGUUAUUUUUCAGUGUAUUUUACGGAUGUUUAUCAGCUAGUACCACACCAAAUCUUGUCAUUAUCUGUAACGUUGAAAGCUUUAUAACCAUUUUGUGAGUUAGAUGUUACAAGCCAUCUUGAAUGAGGUUGAGUCCAAAAACAAAUCAUUCAGGAAAAAAAGUAUAAAGUAAAUUUAGUUUUGUUGCAUUACAGUAAACAAAACCUAACCACAUCUCUGUAACUGGGGUUUGUACUUGUAUUUCUCUCAAGUGACUUAAUUAUUCAGGACUGCAUCAGGGUCAAAAGGAAUAAUUCUGAAUGUAGCUGUAUACCUUAACUAGUCAGCAUUGUAGAAAGCUGGUAUUUUAAACUGCAUUAAACUUGACUUGUUCUGUCA